Molecule: messenger RNA, 981 nt
Organism: Spodoptera exigua (beet armyworm)
Lineage: Eukaryota; Metazoa; Arthropoda; Insecta; Lepidoptera; Noctuidae
Source: the annotation of a GenBank genome assembly
AUGGAACCGAAAGUAUGCAGUAUCCUUGACUGUGACAGCAGAAGCGAUCAAGGUGAUGAAGAACUUUGUUUUUUUGGAUUCCCGAGAAAGCCUAAAUAUCGCAAACUCUGUGUGGCUGCCACCGGACGCAGGUAUUGGUCUGCGAAAAGGAGUUCCCGAAUUUGCAGUAAACAUUUCCUGCCUGCUUGCUUCGCUGAGGGAGUGGGGAAAUCUCUGCUAGAGAAUGCUGUACCUACUGAGUUCAUCAAAACUCCUCCUGUGAUCCCUGAGAUGUAUGAGAUACCGGCGAGGCGUGAGAGCUCCGAAAUUACUGACUUCAGCAGCAUACUGCGGUCUUCAUCACCCCUAUCGACAGUGCUUGGCGAUCGCUCUUUGCAGCUCGACGAAUUACAAGACACGGCCGACUGGCCUAACCCAGGAGUAAAGUUUAUUCGCUUAGUAUUUGAAGAGCAAAUCGACCCAAACCAAAUAGUAUUAAGAAGCACAGCAGUAUCUCUACCAGAACCAGGAACGAGUUCUACAAUAACUGAAGCAGAAAUGCGAAGGAAACCUGUCACUGAAUCUGUGAGUCUAUCUGCACGACCGCCUACCGACGGAGCCACAAGACCUCCGGAAGAAUUAGCAUCAAUACUUUCAAUUACAUCUCCAUCCAGACCGGCAACGGGUCCCACAACACCUGAAAGGCAUCGUGCACCAAAAUCUACUAAAUCUGCAACUCCUAUCUCUAAAGAAGGAUCGGGAUCUAACUUUCUACCAUCAUGGGUAAGAAUUCCCCCUGAAUAUCCUGUCUCUAAUCCUAAGGAAGCUGGUUCCACAUUUAGGAAAAAGCUGUUUGCUUUCCUUCGUUGUCCAUAUAAUCCUUUGGAUAUAGAAUCAGAUUUACGAACAUUAAUAUCGUUGGGGGUGCACAUUUUUAUACUACGCAGGGGCAACUUCAGAGCUGUGGUUAAUUCGCUGUUCCGCUACUUUAUAGAAGUAUAG